AUGGAGAAGGUUCAGUCCAUGCUUAAGGCUAAGGAAAGUGGCAAUGACGAGGUUUGGAGGGCAAGGUUGAUGGAAAGUGAGCUUAGGGCCAAUGCUAGUAUUUCGUGGCAACAUUCGCGAACAUUAUGGCUUCGAGAAGGAGAUGCAAAUUCUAAAUAUUUUCAUGCUAUCAUGUCAGACAUACGUCGAAGAAAUACCCUUUCUUCUAUUUUAGUUGAAGGAAAUGUUGUGGAGGGAGUAUCUGAAGUCAUAGCAGCAGUUUUAAGCUAUUUUCAAAAUCAUUACCAGGCGCAUGAAAUUAAUAGGCAUAGGGUGGAUGAUAUGAAUUUUCGGAGACUAUCUGUUUUGGAAGGAAAUACUUUGAUUUAUCCUUUCAAUGAGAUUGAAGUUAAGGCUGCAGUGUGGGAUUGUGAUGGGUAUAAGAAUCCGGGUCCGGAUGGCAUUCCGAUGGAUUUUAUUAAAGAUUUUUGGUCGGAGUUGAAAGGUGACAUUAUGCGGUUUGUGUUGGAAUUUCAUCGCAACGGUCGUCCCUCGAAAGGAAUAAAUAGCACUUUCAUUGAUCUUAUUCCUAAGAUUGACAACCCGCAUCGACUGAAUGAUUUUUGCCCCAUUGCUUUGGUGGGAUGCUUAUAUAAAAUUUUGGCGAAGUUGUUGGCAAACCGUUUGCGUCAGGUUAUGGGAACGGUAAUCUCAGAUACUCAGUCAGCGUUUGUAAAAAAUUGGCAAAUCAUUGAUGGUAUUUUAGUAGCUAAUGAGGUGGUUGAUGAGGCCCGCAAGUUGAAGAAAGAAUUGUUAUUGUUUAAAGUAGAUUUUGAAAAAGCGUAUGACUCGGUUGAUUGGGGAUAUCUUGAUGAGGUUAUGGGGAAAAUGGCAUUUCCAACUUUGUGGCGUAAGUGGAUAAGGGAAUGUAUUAGUACGACAACUGCCUCAGUUCUUGUCAAUGGUAGUCCUACGGAUGAGUUCCAAAUGAAAAGGGGAUUGCGACAAGGCGACCCACUCUCUCCUUUUCUCUUCUUGUUAGCAGCUGAAGGUGUAAAUAUUUUGAUGACUUCAGCAGUGAAUUUGAAUCUGUUUACUGGUUACUCUAUAGGAAUGCACAAUCCCACUGUGCUUUCCCACUUGCAAUUUGCGGAUGACACGCUUCUUCUAGGUGUCAAGAGUUGGGCGAAUGUUCGCGCUUUGAGAGCAAUCCUGGUCCUGUUUGAGAAUAUGUCUGGUUUGAAUCCCAUUGGUGGUGAUGCUAGACGUUUAAGUUUUUGGGACCCGGUAAUAGAGCGCCUUAAAUCUAGACUGUCAGAAUGGAAAAGUAGAAAUUUGUCUUAUGGUGGCCGCUUGACUCUCCUUAAGUCUGUCCUGUCUUCACUGCCUGGGAUUGGUGGUUUGGGGGUAAGAAGAUUACAAGAGUUUAAUAUUGCUCUUCUUGGUAAAUGGUGUUGGAGGUGUUUAAUGGAUAGGGAGGGCUUGUGGUUUAAGGUGUUGUCUUCUCGUUAUGGGGAGCAUAGAGGUCGGUUGAGGGAAGGUGGUGCGACGGGGUCAGCAUGGUGGAGGGAGAUAGUUAAAAUUCAAAAUGGAAUUGGUGUGGAGGGUGGUAGUUGGUUUGAAGACUUAUCAAUUCAUAAGGAUUUGUCGGUGGGGGAGAUGCACGCGCUAGGGUGGGGUGAAGAUGGGGAGGCUUGGAGGUGGAGGCGUCGUUUGUUAGCUUGGGAGGAGGAGUUAGUGGUGGAGAUUAGGAAUUUGAUUACUAACGUUACUUUGCAGGAAACUGAACCAGAAGUCUGGCUUUGGCGACCUAAUAUUGGUGAUGUGGAUCAAAUGCUCAUGCGGCAGGAGAUGCACAACCACAACGUCAUUUCGGAUGCUCCUUGGCAUAAGAGUGUUCCUUUGAAAGUUUAUAUUUGCGCUUGGCGUCUUUUCCGCAAUAGAUGGCCAACAAAGGAUAAUUUGGUGCGGCGAGGUGUUAUUACUAAUGAUACCCAAUUAUGCGUUACAGGAUGUGGAAAAAAUGAAACAAUUGAUCACUUAAUUAUUCAUUGUCCUAUUUUUGGCGACUUAUGGCAACAAAUUAAAACUUGGAUUGGUCUGUUUUCUGUGGACCUCCAACAGGUUUUGGACCAUUAUUAUCAGUUUGUUUAUUCUUCAGGUGGUUAUACUUCAAGAAGGUAUUUUCUUCAAUUGAUUUGGCUUUGUGGUAUUUGGGUUCUUUGGAAUGAAAGAAACCAAAGACUGGUUGCUAACACAGCAAGAACAACAGUGCAAUUACUUGAGAAGGUUAAGAUUACAUCUCUCAAGUGGUUGAAAGCAAAAAAUGUGUGCUUUCCAUUUGGUUAUCAUAUGUAG
Molecule: messenger RNA, 2337 nt
Organism: Medicago truncatula (barrel medic)
Lineage: Eukaryota; Viridiplantae; Streptophyta; Magnoliopsida; Fabales; Fabaceae
Exons: 4
Coding region: 1-2337 (778 amino acids)
Source: RefSeq, a predicted model, not a curated record